ACGACCCCGGCAGUCUGUCAAUGACGUCGAAGACACAACAACAACAAAACAAGCAGCUGGACUGCAGACAAGGAGCAAACAAGAAGGGUACGUUCAUAUUCCAUGGCGAGUAAGGUUGAAAACGACACUGAUGAUGUUCUGACUGCGGUGCCGUCGGCGGGCGUAAGUGCAUCGGUCCGGUCUAGUGACUCAGGUGGGGCGAUGGCGGCGGGGCAAGAGGAUGAGCCAGCCACAGUAAAGCACUGUCCAUAUGCCGGUUGUUCAGUGUCUGGUUUCAUCCUUAACAUUGUCAACUGGAAAAGGCCAUUCAGAACAACGGCACUUUUUGCUUCCCUCAAUUCUUUAUUUUGGUUUGCAGCCCUAAGUUCUUACAGAGCUUACUGUCUUCUUGCCCUAUUCAUGGCCCUGAUGGUGACAGUAGUGACAGUCAAAGGCGUAGCUCUCUCCAGAUCUAAAGGGGCCCACUUAUGGCAUAGUAUGACUGGAAGCUGGGAGAUAGUUGACUCUGGACAGGACAGCAGGGCUGGGACUCAGUUCACCGACUCCUGGAUGAGCCUCAAGCUCUUUAUACAGGAGACAUCCUCUUUCAAGCAGCAGAACCCAGGAAAGUUUUGCUUGCUGGUUUGCAGUUUAUGCACCUUCUUGGCUGUCUUAGGACGUUACAUUCCAGGGGUAAUCAUCUCAUAUGGUUUAGUACUUGCCAUUUUCCUGUGGCCUCUGAUGUCAUCGCAUGAGUUUGGGUUGUGGCUGGAGCCAGUUCUGCAGAAGCUGGACUUCGGCGUCGGCGAGUUACUUCAGAAAAUCAAAGUGAAUCAUGAAAAGAGACUUCUUGAGGCCCAAACUGAGAGAGAGAACAUUGAGGCUGACCUCUCCUCCCUGUUCCCCAAGAUGGAUUCUACUGUGUGUAAGGAGAUGUCAGUAUCGGACACAGAUGUGUCAGACAUCACAUGGACGGAGAAUGGAACUUUCAAUCUGUCAGAAGGACACACACCCCAGACAGAAAACUCAGAGGACCUUGACCGGGAAGAAGUGUUUAUUGGAGGCCUCCCAGAAUUCCCCUCUCUUGACAAUGGCAUGGGGACAAAUGGUGAAGAUGAUGAUGAUCUCAGCAUUGGUCUCCCCACCCCUCCCCCACAUCCUCAGUAUCCAGUCAGUUCCAAAGGGGAAAUGCUGGUGCAGCCAGUUGAUGCUUCGACCCAAGCGUUGAAACUUGUUAACAAAAUGGCCAGCGAUGCCAUCACUGCUGCUGUUACUGCCGCAAUCCAGGAGAGAAUAGAGGCUGCCAUGGGUGUAACUGCUGUGGAGCCAGUGCGGCAGAGAAUGCCUAACCCUGUGACCUUGGCACCACUAGACCUGGCAGAGGACUCAGAGAGUGAAGUAGAGGACUUUGAGCUGCUUGACCAGUCAGAGCUGGAGCAACUGGAAGGGGAGUUGGGUCUAGGGCAGAAAAGCCAGACCAAAGUUGAAGUCAAUCCCAAACCUAGCAAGCCAACCUCAUCUGGGGGAUUCUUCUCAAAGCUCCUUGGGCGCCGUUGAUUGGAGGAACCGGAGGGGUUGUCAUUGGCCAUACUUAUUGAGGACUGUAGGGUUUGGGGAAAAAUAUGACGGUAUUUCCAGAUAACCUUUUCAAGUUGAACUGCUGUAGGAACACUCCUUCUACAUAUAAUGUAUAGAAAAUGAUCCAUCUGUAUGAGAAUCAUUAACGUGGGAUGGUGGUCAGACUUAUGCGCUGUGGUUGCAUGGUAAGGCCAUGUUUAGGCCUGUAGUGUUAUGUGGGCAGGAACUAAGUGGGUCUUCCAGAUUUUGCUGCCAAAGUAUUUUUGUUUUCUUCAGAAUUGUCCCAUUCACUAAUCUGUCAUAAUUCUACAGCCUUAUUUGACCAGACCCAAAGACAACAUGACAAUCACCUGUGCUUUCAGUGUAGCUUAUUGUACUGUAUGUCUAUGUGUAAUAUUAGUUUCAUGCACAUUUAAGUCAGGCAGUACUAGGCAAUAGUUAACCGGAACAUGCAACAAUGGAUUAGACAUAAUAGUUAAAGUCAACAUAUUUUGUAUCCUUUUUUUCUAAUUUUGUAUAUUUUUUCAUGAAAGACAUACAUAGUUGAUGGACUUGAUCUUUUGUUAUGACAUGCAGACAAGCAAUAUUAUGCAUGGAUAUCUCCGUUUAGAACAUUUUAGAGGUAAUGUUUUACUUAUAGUGCAUUGACAUGAAUGCUGACAUAAGAUUGUUACUGGCAAAAAUACCUCUUAUAACACACAACUGCUGUUCACAAUAAACCCACUUUGAAAUUGUGACAUGUACCAUAGUGAUUCUUCUGUUGUUAUUAAAGGGAUAGUUCAACAUGUUCAGCGUUUAGUGUGAUCUUGAUCUAGAAAUCAUCUGAUAAACUUGAAAAUAGGUAAAAUUCCUAGCUGGCCUUUCCUUUUGGACCAGCAUGGUCAACUAAAUCAAGAACUAAAAUUGGUUUAAUUUGAUCCAUUGUUAUAGUAGUUGUUUCAAAUUGGCUUGCAGCUGCCACAGCUGGGUUAUUCACAGAUUAAUUGAUUGUGCACUGAUAUUGGACAACAAGUUAAGUUUUGUCUUAAUUGUCUUGAACUUUAGCAAACAACAUGACACGUUUUGUAGGCCAACUACAUUUCAAACAUUCAAGCCAGCUAACCAGAAAGUUUGUUAGGCUAAUACCGUAUGUUUGAUUAAAAAGCUGACUUGAAUGAAAGAACAUAGUUAACUAUCCAAAUCCUUAAUAUUGGUUGCUUGAGACAUAAUUCAGAAAACAAAUAAAACAAAUUCAGCUUCUAGAUGUUAGUUAAACCAAGCUAAAUGUUAAAGAUGUUUCCAUCUCUUUAACACAUUUUAUUGUUUUCUUUCAGCUAUUCAGUGGGAUGGCUUUUUGUAUUUGUUAUAACAGUAUCCUUCACGGUGUUAAUAAAUAUUCUAUUUGAAUUUG
Molecule: messenger RNA, 2947 nt
Organism: Osmerus eperlanus (European smelt)
Lineage: Eukaryota; Metazoa; Chordata; Actinopteri; Osmeriformes; Osmeridae
Gene: retreg1
Product: reticulophagy regulator 1
Exons: 9
Coding region: 103-1536 (477 amino acids)
Biological process (GO): negative regulation of neuron apoptotic process; reticulophagy
Cellular component (GO): endoplasmic reticulum membrane
Source: RefSeq, a predicted model, not a curated record